Messenger RNA from Ruditapes philippinarum (Manila clam), 2052 nucleotides. RefSeq names its product somatostatin receptor type 2-like. Gene Ontology annotation, cellular component: membrane. The coding region runs from base 372 to 1541 and encodes 389 amino acids. NCBI's taxonomy places the organism in Eukaryota, Metazoa, Mollusca, Bivalvia, Venerida, Veneridae. Gene Ontology annotation, biological process: G protein-coupled receptor signaling pathway. Gene Ontology annotation, molecular function: G protein-coupled receptor activity. The transcript has a single exon. The record is from RefSeq and is a predicted model, not a curated record.
UCAAAUUGAUAAAUCUUUUAUAUGCUUAAAUCGUAAAUGAUAAAUUGAACGUGAUGAGUCAAGGUCAAAUUUACUUACGUUUAAACGUUAACGUGAAAUUAUUUACAACGUUUCACCGUCGAAAGUAAUUUGGCGUCUUAAUUGUUGUAACAUUUAAACCCGGAUUUCAUUUUCUAGUUUUAUAAUUGAUGUUCGGAAAUCUAACAACAUUUAGAAAAAAAUAUUUUAAAUGAAACAACUAUAAAAUCUUGUGUACAGGACAAAUAAAGACAAACUUUUAAUGACAGAGAUCGGGACGAAGUUUCAAUCGAAUUAAAGAAAAAAAUAGAAAAAUAAAAAGAAGGAAUAAGGUAUUUGACGGAAAUUGUAAAAUGCAGACGCGCAUGUGUUCAGAUUCUAAUGAAAGAACUUUUUCUGGGGAUUUUUUAUGUACAAACAAUACAUCAGAGAACUUUAGUUUGAAAGACACUGCGACAAAGCCUAGUUAUAGACAAAUACCUUGUGGAUACUGUGGUGUAACGUGUAUAUAUGAUGCUAUUGAAAUAGGAUUUAUUAUUGGAAUCAUCGCCAAUGCUUUAGUUAUUGUAAGAGUUAUCAAGGACAAGAGAUUAAGAGAUCCGACAUUUAUCGGUAUAGCCGCUCUAGCUGUACCAGAUUUGUUAUUUCUUGUUUUAAAUCUUAUUAUCUCUUUUGAGACAGUGAUUUUAUCAUUUACAUGUCAGAAACCUGUCAUUAAAAGUCGACCAUGGUAUAUCAUGAAUUCAAUGAUUUGGUUCUCGGCGAAUUCUCAUGUAGCAUUGCUAGCUGUGUUACGGUAUUUAUCUAUUAUAUAUCCUAUAAAGUCAUCGAUAUAUCUGACACCAACUAAAGUGGUUAUUAUGUCAGCUUGUGUCUGGAGUCUCGGGAUAUGUUUACUGGGAAUUCUUGCUGGUCUUAUAACAUUAAAGAUAGUUCUUCCAGGAACGUCUAGUGAAUUUAUCAUCAUUUGGUGGAUCACAGUUUAUUUAAUACCAUUGACAGUUACAACUUUAUUACAUAUAUUAAAAAUGUGUCGGGUGAAAAUGUCGAUAAAAGAGUCUACAACCGCAUCAACUAGACGAUCAAUUCGCCGGAUGUCAAAGAUUGUGCCAUUAGUUAUCAUCAUGGCAACUGUUCUACCUUUGCCUAAACUUGUUUAUAACUCUAUUAGAACAUUCGGUAACGAUGGCAACCACAUAUUUCCUUCAAAAACUUUCAAAUUGCAUUUUGAAGGCAUUUCUCAUUUAGUUUACUUAAUAAAUCACUGCAUCAAUCCGUUUAUUUAUGGAUUUUUAUCAAAGAAAUUUAGAAAAAGUUUGAAAGAAAUGUUUUCAUGUUCGAGCUGUAAUUGCAAUAUCAACAAAAUUAAAACACAACUUGUGCCAAGAAAGUCUAGAAUUUCAAGCUGUGACACAGUUUCUCGUACAAAUAUAAGUAGCAUAAGUAGUGUUGAUAGCAUAGAAAAUCCUAAAAAGUGCCAACGUGUUUGUAGCUUUGACAGCGACGACAAUAAAAAAUACUAGAAAAUGUCAACGUAUUUGUAGCUUUGACAGCGACGACAAUAAAAAUACUAGAAAAUGUCUACGUAUUUGUAACUUUGACAGCGACGACAAAAAAUCAAAGAAAAUGUCAACGCGUUUGUAACUUUGACAGCGACGACAAUAAAAACACUAGAAAAUGUCAACGUAUUUGUAGCUUUGACAGCGACGACAAUAAAACAUACUAGAAAAUGUCAAUGUAUUUGUAGCUUUAACAGCGACGACAAUAAAAUGUCCCAGAAAAUGUCAACGUAUUUGUAGCUUUGACAGCGGUGACAAUAAAAAAUACUAGAAAAUGUCUACGUUUUUGUAACUUUGACAGCGACGUCAAAAAAUCAAAGAAAAUGUCAACGCGUUUGAAACUUUGACAGCGACCACAAGAAAUCAAAGAAAAUGUCUAGGUGUUUGUAUAUUUGUAACUUUGACAGCGACGACAAUAAAAAAUCUUAGAAAAUGUCUACGUGUUUGUGUAUUUGUAACUUUGACAGCGACGACA